AGUGGAGAUCACAUAGUAGAGAGGCAGAAAGUAGUAGUAUUACGAGUAUACAAUAUUUUCAAGUUUUGGAUAGAGUACUAGUACAAAAUCAAGACCAAGAAACAUUAUUAAAUGAUCUGGUAGAAGUUUUGGAAGAAGUUCAAGCCCACUUCCAAAAGCAAUUUGUAGGCAAAGAAAAUAGCUACACAGAG
Dentiscutata heterogama is the source of this 191-nucleotide messenger RNA. The record is from the annotation of a GenBank genome assembly. NCBI's taxonomy places the organism in Eukaryota, Fungi, Glomeromycota, Glomeromycetes, Diversisporales, Gigasporaceae.